Messenger RNA from Zingiber officinale, 619 nucleotides. Its product is annotated as 60S ribosomal protein L34. The transcript has 4 exons. NCBI's taxonomy places the organism in Eukaryota, Viridiplantae, Streptophyta, Magnoliopsida, Zingiberales, Zingiberaceae. Gene Ontology annotation, biological process: translation; ribosome biogenesis. Gene Ontology annotation, molecular function: structural constituent of ribosome. Gene Ontology annotation, cellular component: cytosolic large ribosomal subunit; ribosome. Bases 81 to 443 code for a protein of 120 amino acids. The record is from RefSeq and is a predicted model, not a curated record.
CACAGACACGCUACAACAGUUGGUGAUUUGCUUAUCUCAAGCUUCAUAUAGGCAGCGGCGGAGGGGAAGAAAUCUGCAAUAUGGUGCAGAGGUUAACCUACCGGAAGAGGCAUAGCUAUGCCACCAAAUCGAAUCAGACUCGUGUAGUCAAAACCCCUGGUGGGAAGCUCGUGUACCAGUACACUCACAAGAGAGCCAGCGGACCGAAAUGCCCUGUGACUGGAAAGAGAAUCCAAGGGAUUCCUCACUUGAGACCCACUCAGUACAAGAGGUCUAGGCUAUCCAGAAACCGAAGGACUGUGAACCGAGCUUAUGGUGGAGUUUUAUCUGGAGGUGCUGUCAGAGAGAGGAUCAUUCGAGCCUUUCUGGUAGAAGAGCAGAAGAUAGUGAAGAAGGUCUUGAAAAUUCAAAAGACUAAAGAGAAGCAGUCGUCCAAGAGCUAGGCCAAUAAACUAAAUGAGUUGUGUUAUGCAAUAGUUCGGUCGAUAUUCUCAGUAGAAUUAUCUACUUCCCUUGUCGUGUUAAUGUGGCGGCACUGUACGUGGUAUAACUGUAUUAUUUCCUGAGAUUUUAGGUGUAUUUGGUUUAUUAUUCCAUGGAUCUGUUUUGUUCCUGUGUU